AUGGAUGCCAAAUUACCCAAGUUACAAGUACUUGCACGCUCGUCGCCUGAAGACAAGAGGAUUCUGGUCGCGAGACUCAAGGCUCUUGGAGAAACGGUAGCUGUUACCGGAGAUGGCACCAACGAUGCUCCAGCUCUCAAGACUGCUGAUGUCGGUUUUUCUAUGGGCAUCUGCGGAACUGAGGUGGCUAAGGAGGCUUCGGAAAUUGUACUGAUGGAUGACAACUUCGCUUCUAUUCUUACUGCUCUCAAAUGGGGACGAGCAGUUAACGACUCCGUUCAGAAGUUCCUUCAGUUUCAAAUUACUGUCAAUAUCACAGCAGUCCUCCUCGCCUUCAUAUCUGCCGUUGCCGACCCCGACAUGCAUUCCGUACUCACUGCCGUGCAAUUACUCUGGGUGAACCUCAUCAUGGAUACCUUUGCAGCUCUCGCACUCGCAACGGACCCUCCGACUGAAAAGAUCCUCGACCGCAAACCCCAACCGAAGAGCGCACCCCUCAUCACAACCAAUAUGUGGAAAAUGAUCGUAGGACAGGCAAUUUACCAACUUAUCAUCACAUUAAUUCUACACUUCGCCGGCGCUUCCAUCCUAGGCUAUGACCCUGAUAACCAAACUCAGAAGACGGAGCUCAACACUAUGGUCUUCAACACUUCAACAUCUUCGAAGGUGUGCUUCGCAACAAAAUUCUUCAUUGUAAUCAACAUCAUUAUGGUUGGUGCUCAGAUCGCCAUUGUCUUUGUGGGAGGUGCUGCGUUCGAGAUCACUGCUAUCAACGGCGUGCAAUGGGCUAUCUGCCUGGUGGCAGCAGCCAUUUCGCUCCCGUGGGCUAUCGUUAUACGACUAUUCCCAGACGCUCUAUUCGCCAGGAUCACCGAGAUCGUAACCGCACCUGUCGUCGCCGUAUAUAAGUUUUUGGCUAGAUUCUUUGCCAAGAUCGGUUCCGUGUUUAGCAGGAUGUGGAAGUCGAAGAAGACAGAGUCCUCAUCGGAAGAAAAACAAGAAAAUAAUAUAACUAAAGAGAAAGAGGCAGCUCCCGAGAUCGUGGUUUCUGAUGGCGUUCUAGCGAAUAACAACCCGGAGAUACAAAUAAUAGAGGAUCUAGAACAGGGGCGAAGAUAA
Molecule: messenger RNA, 1119 nt
Organism: Daldinia childiae
Lineage: Eukaryota; Fungi; Ascomycota; Sordariomycetes; Xylariales; Hypoxylaceae
Product: Calcium-transporting ATPase 2
Exons: 3
Coding region: 1-1119 (372 amino acids)
Biological process (GO): intracellular calcium ion homeostasis
Cellular component (GO): membrane; intracellular membrane-bounded organelle
Molecular function (GO): P-type calcium transporter activity; ATP hydrolysis activity; ATP binding
Source: RefSeq, a predicted model, not a curated record